AUGUCUAUCAAUCCAGCCAUCGUCGGAACUAAUGCCGCAAAUGGCUCCCCAGCCGGGUCCACCAGAUCAGCCACCGCCAUGCAGACAUCCAACUCGAUCGCUGGUACCAGCGUCGGAACUGGUACAUUUGGUGUCAAGACUGGCUUGGCCCAAAUGCUCAAAGGUGGUGUGAUCAUGGAUGUCGUAAACGCCGAACAAGCCCGGAUCGCCGAAGAGGCCGGCGCAUGUGCUGUCAUGGCACUCGAGCGGGUACCAUCCGAUAUCCGUCGAGAUGGCGGAGUUGCCCGGAUGUCUGACCCAGCAAUGAUCAAAGAGAUCAUCGAUGCUGUCACUAUCCCUGUCAUGGCCAAAGCCCGAAUCGGACAUUUUGUCGAAGCACGCAUCUUACAAGCCAUCGGCGUCGAUUAUAUCGAUGAAUCUGAAGUCCUCACUCCAGCCGAUCCUGAGCACCACAUCAACAAACACGCCUUCAAAGUGCCAUUUGUCUGUGGAGCCAAGAACCUCGGAGAAGCCCUCCGAAGAAUCUCAGAGGGCGCCGCGAUGAUCCGAACUAAGGGUGAAGCCGGAACAGGAAACGUGAUCGAAGCUGUUCGACAUGAACGAGCAGUCCUUGCCGAUAUCCGUAGAGCUUCAGUCAUGUCGGACGAAGAGCUUUACACCUUUGCCAAAGAACUCUCCGCCCCUUACCAUCUUCUCAAGGAAGUCGCACGGACCAAGCGUCUACCGGUUGUUAACUUUGCUGCUGGUGGAAUUGCCACUCCGGCAGAUGCUGCACUCAUGAUGCAACUCGGUUGCGAUGGUGUAUUCGUUGGAUCGGGAAUCUUCAAAUCUGACAACCCAGCCUUACUCGCCAAGGCCAUCGUUCAAGCAACCACUCAUCACAACAACCCACAGAUGUUGGCAGAGAUCUCGACUGGCCUUGGACCCAUGAUGAAGGGUGAGGGUAAUCUACAGAGUAAGGAUGUGGUGAAGAUGUCUGCCAGAGGUUACUAG
Messenger RNA from Puccinia triticina, 993 nucleotides. RefSeq lists its product as uncharacterized. Gene Ontology annotation, molecular function: amine-lyase activity. Gene Ontology annotation, biological process: amino acid metabolic process; pyridoxine biosynthetic process; pyridoxal 5'-phosphate biosynthetic process. The record is from RefSeq and is a predicted model, not a curated record. Lineage: Eukaryota; Fungi; Basidiomycota; Pucciniomycetes; Pucciniales; Pucciniaceae. The transcript has 6 exons. Bases 1 to 993 code for a protein of 330 amino acids.